GGAACCGGAAUGUGCAUGGCAGAGACUCCUGGAUACUUCAUAGUCACAGAUUACUUCGACAAGCACAAUGCCAUUGCCAACGGCAUUCGUUCGGCCGGCAACCCGAUGGGCGGUCUCGUGUUCUCUCCCUUAGUUGUGUUGUUACACCAGAAAUUUGGCUUCCAGGGAGCGUUCGUCAUGAUGGCAGGCAUCACGCUCCAUUUGAUACUCAUCGGUAUGCUCGUAAGGUCAUUUGAGCAACAAAAGACGAUCCUUGAAGCCAGACGUUGGCAAGAAAUGCUAUCGAGCAAACAGAAUGCAAGACUCAGAAGUCUCAGCCUCCAGCUGCAAGACGUGAGGAGGGCAAAGAGAAAGCCCUUAGACUGUGGCUUUUUCAAGAACCCCUUGUACCUGACCUAUCUGUUCGUGGUCGUUAGCACAACAGCCGCUCUGCCAAACGCUCUCUUUUACCUGCCGGUGUACGGUAAAUCCAUAGGCCUCACCGACAUGCAGAACUCGAUGCUUUGCUCGUACCACGACCUCUGUGACCUGGCCAUGCGGUUAUUUUGCGGCUGGGUGUUCAGCCACAAGACCCUCAACAAGAUUCAUGGAUUCGUAGCAGGGCUUGUCGUGGGAGCUGCAGGGUGCUUGGUCACACCCCUCUGUGGCUCCUUAUGGCAACUUAUCAUCCCAACCACCAUGUUCGCCCUCUGCAUGGGGUUCUUCUGGACUCUGAUCAACGUCCUCCUAAAGGAUCAGUUUGGAGGUGAGGCCAUGUCCUCCACUUGGGGCUUCUUCAGGAUGGUGCAAGGCAUCUGCAGCUUCAUGUACCCUCCUUUCAUAGGUUUCAUCAUGGACUAUUCUGGUGGAAUGACAACUCCCUACGUAUUCAUGGGUUCAAUGUUGGCCCUCGCAGCAGUCACGUUUUCAUCGCAAUAUUUCUGGACAAGAAAGACUGAUCUCGUUACGGACGACAAUUCGGAUUAGGGGUAAGCGCGAGAAGGGCACGUCGUGUACGUGCACGUGACCGAUGUUCAUUCCUUGCGUGACAUCAUUUCCUUGUAAAUAAAAAUGACUGCUCAUUUCCAUUUAUCAAAUAAAACAAUCAACCUAAGAUAUUAUAUUACUGUAUGGAGGAUUCCUACAUGAUGCCCUGUGCUUGGGUAUGAGUUGUAUGUGGGAUCCAGGAGCUGAUAUGGUUCUGUACAUAGAACCUUGAUGGUACAGUACACAGAGCUGAUGCAAACCAGUCCUGAGUGCUACAAGGGUUCCCAGGUAGUGUGUAAGACAUAGGUUAAGCAUAUCUUAGUUUAACCAGACCACUGAGCUGGCUAACAGCUCUCCUAGGGCUGGCCCGAAAGAUUAGGUAUUUUUGUGUGGCUAGGAAACAACUGGUUACCUAAGCAACGGGGCCUACAGCUUAUAAUUGUGGGAUCUAAAGCACAUUAUAUCGAGAAAUGAAUUCCUAAUCGGAGAAUGAGCUUGCAACUACCGAAUCUGUAGGCGAGCACGUAAACCACUCGUCCAAUGAGGAACUUGUAAGACGGCAUAGUAAUGUUGCUCAUAGCUUCCCCAGGGUGAUUCUAGUGUGCCUACUGAAAGACCAUUCUGCAGGAGAAUAACAGGUAAAACUGAAGACUACUACU
Molecule: messenger RNA, 1625 nt
Organism: Macrobrachium nipponense
Lineage: Eukaryota; Metazoa; Arthropoda; Malacostraca; Decapoda; Palaemonidae
Product: monocarboxylate transporter 2-like
Biological process (GO): transmembrane transport
Cellular component (GO): membrane
Molecular function (GO): monocarboxylic acid transmembrane transporter activity
Source: RefSeq, a predicted model, not a curated record